Messenger RNA from Blepharisma stoltei, 573 nucleotides. Lineage: Eukaryota; Ciliophora; Heterotrichea; Heterotrichida; Blepharismidae. The record is from the annotation of a GenBank genome assembly.
AUGCAAAGACUCGCCGCCGAGCUCGAUACCACAAUUCUCCCAAGACCAUUUUUCCUAAUCACAACUGAGCUUGAUGGCAACCCACCAUCGAAAACUUAUAAAUGCGAUUCCUGCGACCUCUCUUUCCAAAGCUUUUUCGCCCUUAAGAUCCACAAAUAUUCGGAUCAAGAGUCGAGCAGCCUUCUAAGUUCCGGAGUUUCGUUAAAAACCCCAACUUCACCAAUUUCUGCACCGACUAAGUGCAGUUUCAACCAAAUUUUAGGACAAGAAGAAAUAAUUAAAACCAAUAAAAUUGAAGCCUUCCAGUGUACAGAGUGUAAAAAAGAAUUCAAAAAUUCCAAAGGACUUCAGCAACAUGUUGGAAAAGUUCAUGACCUUGAUAACAAACAAGCUCAUUGUCAUAUUUGUUUAAAAAAAUUUAGACAUAAGCAUGCGGUAAAAUUUCAUAUAAGCCAAGUCCAUGAAAAAACGACAAGAAUUUCCUGUGAAUAUUGUAAAAAAACCCUUUACAAUAAGUAUUUGUUGGAGGAUCACGCUAUAAGAUGCCCAAUGAAAACUGAGCUUUAUCAGUAG